This is a messenger RNA of Anopheles marshallii, 3984 nucleotides long. RefSeq names its product serine/threonine-protein kinase N (gene Pkn). Gene Ontology annotation, biological process: protein phosphorylation; signal transduction. Gene Ontology annotation, molecular function: small GTPase binding; protein serine/threonine kinase activity; ATP binding. The record is from RefSeq and is a predicted model, not a curated record. Bases 1 to 3984 code for a protein of 1327 amino acids. The transcript has 12 exons. NCBI's taxonomy places the organism in Eukaryota, Metazoa, Arthropoda, Insecta, Diptera, Culicidae.
AUGGCGUUGUACAUAAUGGAAUACAAGAACCGCUAUCGGAAACGGCGACGAAGUCGCGUAUUCAGCACAUGCGUCAGUGCGGCCGUCGUUGAACAGGGCGACUACAUCAAACAUCCUGUACUGUACGAGCUAAGCCACAAGUACGGCUUGCCGGACAAUGUGUCCGACCAUCUAUUACCCGAUCGCCUCGAGGAGAUUAAAGAGGCCAUUCGUCGUGAGAUCCGCAAAGAACUUAAGAUAAAGGAGGGUGCCGAGAAGUUGCGUGAAGUCGCCACGGAUCGCCGUUCGCUCUCCGAUGUUGCUUCAAUUGUUAAGAAAAGCAACAACAAACUGGCCGAACUUAAGUCAGAGCUGCACGAACUGGAAAGUCAAAUAAUCCUCACUCAGGGGAACAGUGUCUGCAAUAAUGGGGGCUAUGAUCCCAUUUUGUCCACCGUUAUUCCGAGUGGGCCAGAAUUAACAGCUAACGAUAAGCUACUCAUCUCACUCGAGAAGCAGCUUAGCAUUGAAACGAAGGUAAAGAAUGGUGCCGAAAACAUGAUCCAAUCGAUCUCUAGUGGUCAUCAUGGUCGCGAUAAGAAAUUGCUAGCCGAGGCACAUCAGAUGUUGGCAGACUCGAAAGCAAAAAUAGAAUACCUACGACUAAAGAUCUUGAAAGUGCGUCAAAACAAACUAAGUUGCAAAGUUUCGGAAGAAAAUGGGGGCGAAUCAACGACAGCGAUCAGACAACCUCAAGAACUUGAAACGUCACUGGAUGAUCGAAUUGAGGAGCUGCGUCAUCGGCUUCGUAUCGAAGCGGCCGUCGUGGAUGGAGCGAAGAACGUUAUUCGUACGCUCCAGAGUACCAAGACGAUUGAUAAAAAGGCACUACAAGAGGCUCAAGGUCGCUUAUCGGAUUCAUCUCGUAAGCUAGACCUGCUGCGGAAGGCAUUAGAUCUACGACGACUAGAACUUCCACCAGAUUGUCACACGGCACAACAGCUAAAAGCGGAACUUCAAAAUGUACAAGCAUCCAGCCCUGGCCCCGUGCAGUACACGAUGCGUAACUCCUUCCGUGGAAGUGCACAGGGUCGACCGGCACAGAGUCAUCAAUCAUUUAGUCGGUGCGCCACCGUCACCGGUAAACUGGAAGUACGACUAAUGGGCUGUCAGGAUUUGUUGGAAGACGUGCCUGGUCGAUCGCGUCGUGACAAGGAUGCUGGUUCAUCCAGUCCGGGUGAUCUGAAAAGUUUCGUCAAGGGUGUCACUAGCCGCAGUUCUUCGAAGAGUUACAGUGUCAAGGACGAAACGUCAUCGGAAAUUAUGGCGGUGAUCAAGCUAGAUAACAUCACCGUAGGACAGACAUCGUGGCGCCCUUGUUCACAGCAGGCUUGGGAUCAGCGGUUCAGCAUCGACUUGGAUAGAUCGCGUGAACUAGAAAUUGGCGUGUAUUGGCGCGACUGGCGCUCGCUAUGUGCGUUCAAAUUCUUACGUCUAGAAGAGUUUAUCGACGACAUUCGGCACGGUAUGGCGUUACAGCUUGAACCGCAAGGUGUGCUGUUUGCCGAGAUCAAGUUCCUCAAUCCGAUGAUCUCCCGCAAGCCGAAACUGCAACGUCAGCGCAUGAUCUUCAACAAGCAGCAGGUGAAGAACAUUCCGCGCGCCAAGCAAAUGAACAUCAACGUUGCCACCUGGGGUCGACUGCUGAAGCGCAACACUUCGGGCAGUACACCGACAUCGUCUGGACCUGGUAUACUUACCAGCACACCCUCGCCGGGAACGACAACAGCUGUUUCGGCUAUGUUAGCAAACCAGACGUCGGGAUCUUCAGUGACAACCCUUUCCACACCGGGAUCGGUCAUAUUGUCGUACGAUCCACUGCAGGACGAUCCUGUGGAAACAUUGGGAGAAUCGGCGGAUCAUAACGUAAUUGGACUAGGAGGUGGUCGUCCUCUCGGUAUCCACGGUGUCGGCGUACUGCCAGAAAGUCCAUCGUCCCACUCGCUACAAAACCAGGGAACACCAACGGUGGGACGUCCCAUUCCUUCACCUCAAUCUAUCAGCACACCAUCCAGCUUUCGACAGAAAAAGCAGCCGACACCAUUACCACGGCAAGCGACACCACCAAAAAUCGACCCCGAGCUGGAGUACGCAUUAAGCAAAUUCGAUUUCCUUCACCAGCACGAUAGUCUUAUUGGUGUUAGUUUGUACGAUAAACAGCAGCAGCAACAAAAGCAGGAGUCGCAGGUAGUUGCGAUAAACAUUAGUGAUAGCAACCAUACCACCCGUAACGAUGUCGCUGACGACGAUAUGCCACCGUUGCCUUCGACUCCGCCGCCAACGCUGCGUUCCUUCGGCGAUAGCCACCCGGCCGUGAUACCAGUUAUAUUACAGAAGUCCCUGUCUGGUGAUUUGCUACGGCCCGUGUUGUCGAUGCCACCACCGAUUAUUUAUGGUGGGUACAAUCGCGACAGUUAUUACAGCAACAUAUCGUCGACAAGCAGUCCGAUCGUGGAGGAACCGCCAUCACCUGCGUCAAGUCAUCAGCCGCAGUGUGCACCGUUCCAGGACGACGUUAUAUACGACAAUAUUAUUGAGAUACUGCCGUUUGAACAGCUUACGAUCGGUGGAAACGUGGAGCCACCGCCUCUGCCACCCCAUCAUCACCAUCCAUCGGCAACGUUGGCAACCCAACAGGCUUCCCUUGCUACCGCAGCCGCACUUCAAGUUCAACAGCAACAACAAAUCUACCAGCAAAAGCAGCUUUUGUUGAAACAACAGCAACAACAGCAGCUACCGUCAGUAUCGUCGCCACUGCCGCAACAUGUUGGACAAGCUUCUAGUUCUGCCAGUAUUGUAGAUGUUGGAGGCGUUGGAGCGAUGGCAGCGGGCUUUGCGGGGCCCCCGGUGAAUCGUCGCGCGGGUCCAGCAGUCCGCACCCUCCAGUACCGGGACAGUGCGUACGAAAGCCGCCGACAGUCACAAGCACAAUCCGGCGCAGUUAUGUCCAUGGACAGUUUCCAACUGCUGAGCGUACUCGGUCGCGGCCACUUUGGCAAGGUAAUACUGGCGCAGUACAAAAAUACGGGUGAAUAUUUCGCCAUCAAGGCGCUGAAGAAGGGUGAUAUAAUUGCGCGCGACGAGGUAGAAUCGUUGUUGAGCGAGAAACGCAUUUUCGAAGUCGCAAACACAAUGCGUCAUCCAUUCCUGGUGAACCUGUUCUCUUGCUUCCAGACAGAUCAACACGUCUGCUUCGUGAUGGAAUAUGCGGCCGGCGGUGAUCUGAUGAUGCACAUCCACACGGACGUAUUCUCGGAACCGCGAGCCGUCUUCUAUGCGGCCUGUGUUGUGCUCGGUUUGCAAUAUCUGCACGAAAGUAAAAUUAUAUACCGUGAUCUCAAGCUUGACAAUCUUCUGCUGGAUACGGAAGGUUAUGUGAAGAUCGCAGAUUUUGGCCUGUGUAAAGAGGGUAUGGGAUUCGGAGAUCGUACGGGUACGUUUUGCGGGACGCCAGAAUUCCUGGCACCGGAAGUGCUCACCGAAACUUCUUAUACCCGUGCUGUCGAUUGGUGGGGCUUGGGUGUGCUGAUCUUCGAAAUGCUCGUAGGAGAGUCACCAUUUCCGGGCGAUGAUGAGGAGGAAGUGUUCGAUUCGAUCGUAAACGAUGAAGUUCGCUAUCCACGGUUCUUGUCGCUGGAAGCAAUCGCGAUCAUGAGAAGGUUGCUGCGCAAGAAUCCAGAACGCCGACUCGGUUCAUCAGAGCGUGAUGCCGAAGAUGUUAAACGUCAAGCCUUCUUCCGUAACAUCGUCUGGGACGACCUAUUGCUCAGAAAGGUGAAACCGCCGUUUGUGCCAACGGUUCGCUCACCGGAAGAUGUUUCCAACUUUGAUGAGGAGUUUACGUCCGAAAAGCCAGCUCUAACGCCGCCGAAAGAUCCCCGUGCUCUUACUGACACCGAACAAACCUACUUCAAGGACUUCACAUAUAUGGCCGAUUGGUGUUGA